CAAAAGAAAAGAGGAGAAACAUGCGGAUUCUUCACGUGACGUGCUUAAAUUCGCGAAGGAACCCCCUGAAGCUGGUCGUAACCACGGGCGCGCUGGAGUCUCAGCUCAGGGAAAGUUGCUGAUGCUGUCACUGCCUUAAAUUAGUGGAGCACUCUCGUGUGUCCUCUUCACUUGGACGAAAUCAUCAUAAGAAACCGCAGAGGACCUCUCGCCAAAAACUGUCACAAGACGCUCACUGCCUAGCUUGAGUGCCAGUCACUGGUUGCUAUGGAGAAGGCAGUUGCCUGACUCCAGAAUAAGUGGAUUUACUUCAGGCGUGGACAGAACGUGCGCAUCGCAACUAUUCCAAACAAAGGAAAACUAACUUUAUUGUUUUUACGCGCACAGUUCCGACUCAUUACCAAGAUGGAACAAACCCAUUACUUGGUCACAGUGUACUUGCUGGUGUUUUCUUUUGGUUUGCGGAUAGAAGAGGGUGCGUGCCAGCAUUACUACCUUCUCCGCCCCAUCCCGAGUGACAGUUUGCCGCUUGUGGACCUAAAGGAGGACCCAGAUCCCGUCUUCGAUCCGAAAGAGAGGGACCUUAAUGAAACUGAACUGAAAAAUGUGCUUGGGGAGUUUGACAGUCGCUAUAUGUCCAUUACACUCCCUCAGGACAGAUACAUGGGGAAUGAUGAACUUGAUGAUUUGGACAUCCCAAACAUCCCCACUGGUGUCAUGCCAAAGGACAUCAAAGCCAUGGAUUUUGACAUUCAGUUUGGCAAGAAGCGCAAACCCAGUAAAAAGCUUAAACGGAGGCUGCAGUUGUGGCUGUGGUCGUACUCUCACUGUCCGGUUGUUUACACAUGGAACGACCUCGGGAACCGAUUUUGGCCCAGAUACGUUCGAGUGGGAAGCUGUAACAGUAAGCGUUCUUGUUCGGUUCCAGAGGGAAUGGUCUGCAAACAAGCCAAAUCAACCCAUAUCACAAUACUAAGGUGGAGAUGCCUUCAGAGGAAAGGUGGACUCAAAUGUGCUUGGAUAUCAGUUCAGUAUCCAAUUAUUACCGAAUGCAAGUGUUCUUGCGCGAACUGAAAGGACAGCAAAUUGUGUCUGUUAUAAGUUAUAAUUACGUUGUAAUUUUGUAUGCACUACCAAGUGUAGGACGAAUGUAUUUUUUUUGUAUAUGUGGUGCCAUGUAAUGAUAUAGCUUCUUGUAAAAAGACAGUAUUAUGUGUAACCAGAAUCUACUGUAUUUGUGGAAAAUAUUGGUUAUAACGUUUUGUAUUUAUAUUGAAGCUAAUUGCGCAUUGCUGUCAAAGAGCCGUUUUCCAUUCUUUGGAAGAUAUGGAUCUAUGGACCUCAGACUAAGUAUUGGUUUUAAAAGUUUUGCAGGACAGCUGCGUUCAAAUGGUAGGCCUACAUUUUCAACGGUUUAUCAUGUAAAUUAAGAGUAACUGCUAUUUAUUCUUUAUAUUCAUAUAAUAAAACGACUGUAAAAUAAAACCACUGA
Messenger RNA from Engraulis encrasicolus (European anchovy), 1492 nucleotides. Its product is annotated as noggin-1-like. The transcript has a single exon. The coding region runs from base 406 to 1074 and encodes 222 amino acids. The record is from RefSeq and is a predicted model, not a curated record. Gene Ontology annotation, biological process: dorsal/ventral pattern formation; osteoblast differentiation; negative regulation of cell differentiation. Lineage: Eukaryota; Metazoa; Chordata; Actinopteri; Clupeiformes; Engraulidae.